Messenger RNA from Chenopodium quinoa (quinoa), 1910 nucleotides. RefSeq names its product cytochrome P450 76AD1-like. Bases 336 to 1838 code for a protein of 500 amino acids. NCBI's taxonomy places the organism in Eukaryota, Viridiplantae, Streptophyta, Magnoliopsida, Caryophyllales, Amaranthaceae. Gene Ontology annotation, molecular function: iron ion binding; monooxygenase activity; oxidoreductase activity, acting on paired donors, with incorporation or reduction of molecular oxygen. The transcript is spliced from 2 exons. The record is from RefSeq and is a predicted model, not a curated record.
UGUAGCUUCUAUAAUUAUGCAAUCUAAUAGUAGAGCUAAAAUAUAAAAAUUAAGAUUGCAAAAUUCUACCAACCACAAAUUCACAAUACAAAAGUUUGUUAAAACAACUUGUAGAGGUGUAUAAAUACGUAGUGUGUGUGGUAUGGUCAUGCAUCUUCCAUCGACCACUGAACUUGUGCAUGAAAAAAAUCAUCUGUUCUUAAAACUCAAAUUACCCUAAAUUUUUUUACUUUGAUUACUUGAAUUUUUUUCUUUUCCCUAAGCUUUUUAGCUUAAUAACCUAUUCUUUCUAUUUUUAUAUUAAGCAUUUUGAUACCAUUCAAGUAGUAACAACCAUGGAUAGUACAACACUUGUUAUGGUUGUUAUUUCUAUUUUAUUUGUAUUUUUAUAUCAUGUCAAAUCCUUUUUUAUCCGUUAUUUUUCUAACAGGCUCCCACCAGGGCCAAAACCAAAGCCAAUUUUUGGCAACAUUUUCGAUCUUGGAGAAAAGCCUCAUCGAUCCUUUGCCAACCUAGCAAAAAUUUUUGGCCCAUUGAUUAGUCUAAAGCUAGGCAAUGUCACAACAGUUGUUGUAUCAUCCUCUUAUGUGGCAGAAGAGAUGUUUCUAAAAAAUGACCAGUCAUUUGCAAAUCGAACCAUUCCUGAUUCUGUUCGAGCUGGCAACCAUGACAAACUCUCCAUGUCAUGGUUGCCUAUAUCUCCACAAUGGCGGAAUCUUAGGAAGAUCUCUGCUGUCCAAUUACUCUCAACACAACGCCUUGAUGCUAGCCAAGCCCUAAGGCAAGCCAAGGUAUCACAACUUCAUGCAUACGUGCAAGAUUGCUCUAAAAAAUUGCAACCGGUUAACAUAGGAAGGGCAGCAUUCACUACUUCCCUAAACUUAUUAUCAAACACAUUUUUCUCAAUCGAACUAGCUAGCCACGAGUCUAGUACUUCCCAAGAGUUUAAGCAACUCAUGUGGAACAUAAUGGAGGAAAUUGGAAGACCUAAUUAUGCAGAUUAUUUCCCCAUUCUUGGCUACAUUGAUCCAUUUGGCAUAAGACGUCGUUUGGCUUCUUACUUUGAUGAACUCAUUGUUGUUUUUCAAAACAUUAUUUGCGAAAGGCAAAACAUUCGAUCAAGUGACGAUUCAAGUGCAAAACAUACAAAUGAUGUUCUAGACACACUUCUCAACCUCUAUGACAAGAAUGAGUUGAGUAUGGAUGAAAUUAAUCAUCUUCUUGUUGAUAUUUUUAACGCGGGAACAGACACUACUGCAAGUACUUUAGAAUGGACAAUGACAGAGCUAAUUAAAAAUCCAAAAAGUAUGAUCAUAUGUCAAAAUGAAAUUGAACAAGCUCUUGGAAAAGGUAGUUUGAGCAUUCAAGAAUCUGAUAUUUCAAAAUUGCCUUACCUACAAGCCAUCAUGAAAGAAACGUUACGUUUGCACCCUCCUACAGUGUUUCUCCUCCCACGUAAAGCAGACAGUGAUGUAGAGUUAUGUGGCUACGUAGUUCCAAAACAUGCACAAGUUCUUGUUAAUCUAUGGGCUAUUGGUCGUGAUCCAAAGGUGUGGGAAAACCCUGAAGUAUUUUCACCGGAGAGGUUCUUAGAUUGUGAGAUCGAUUUGAAAGGACAAGAUUUUGAACUUUUACCCUUUGGAGCUGGUAGAAGAAUAUGCCCUGGACUUAAUUUGGCAUAUAGAAUGUUGAACUUGAUGUUGGCUACUCUUCUUCACAACUACAAUUGGAAACUUGAAGAUGGUAUGACUCUUAAUGAUUUAGACAUGGAUGAAAAGUUUGGAAUUACAUUGCAGAAGGUUAAGCCUCUUCAAGUUGUUCCAAUCCCAAGGUAUUAAUAAGUUACUUACUAAAACCAAAAAAAAAAAAAAAAAAAAAAAAAAAAAAAAAAAAAAAAAAAAAAAAAAAAA